Brassica oleracea var. oleracea is the source of this 1770-nucleotide messenger RNA. RefSeq lists its product as uncharacterized. Bases 1 to 1770 code for a protein of 589 amino acids. The record is from RefSeq and is a predicted model, not a curated record. Lineage: Eukaryota; Viridiplantae; Streptophyta; Magnoliopsida; Brassicales; Brassicaceae. The transcript has 2 exons.
AUGGCCAGGAGUGUCCUCAAACUUGACAUCUCAAAAGCUUUCGACUCGGUGCGCUGGUCUUUUAUCACUGAUGCUCUUCGUGCCAUGGGUAUCCCUGACAUGUUUGUUCAAUGGAUUCAUACCUGCCUCUCGACUGCUGCGUUCUCUGUCUCCGUGAAUGGCGAGCUUGAGGGUUUCUUUGGGGGUGAACGGGGGUUGAGACAAGGAUGUGCUCUAUCUCCCUACCUCUUCGUUAUAGCAAUCAACGUGCUCUCUCGUAUGCUCAAUAAUGCAGCUCACUCAGGGAGUAUCGGGUUCCAUCCUUCUUGUAGUGAAGUAAAUUUAACACACUUAAGUUUUGCGGAUGACCUAAUGAUUUUCACUGAUGGUGCAGCUUCAUCACUCAGGGGCGUCUUUGAUGUUCUCUCUGAGUUCGGGAAUCUCUCUGGCCUACUGAUAAACCCAGUAAAAUCAUCUAUCUUCAUGGCUGGACGAAUUAGCCAAGAAUUCAAGGAGGAGGUUAACCGGCUUGGCAUCCCUACUGAAUCGUUUCCAGUGAGAUACUUAGGACUUCCUCUCACCACCAAAACAAUGACUAAAACAGAUUAUGAGCCGCUGGUUGAUCAGAUCCGUACUCGUCUUCUAUCUUGGUCUAGCCGAUCUCUCUCAUAUGCGGGUCAUCUCCAACUUAUUAAGACCGUCAUUGGCAAUAUCACAAAUUUUUGGUGCUCAGUAUUUCGGCUCCCAGCGAGUUGUAUGGAAACAAUUGAAGGGUUGUGUGGUGCGUUUCUUUGGUCAGGUACCCCAAACCCGCUCACGAGGACAAAGGUUGCUUGGGAAGAUAUAUGCAAGCCCAAGGAAGAGGGAGGAUUGGGUAUCCGACGCCUACGAGAUACGUCUCGUGUCUUUGCUCUAAGCUUGAUAUGGAGACUCCUUACGAACUCAGGAUCGCUGUGGGUAGCAUGGACCAAAGCUUACCUGCUGCGGUCGCAUAGCUUCUGGGAUGUUAGCGACAAAUACGCAGGUUCGUGGAUCUGGCGCAAGUUACUGAAGUUACGUGACCAGGCAGCUACUUUCCUCCGCUCCGAUAUCGGCAACGGCAAUUCCGCUCUAUUCUGGUUAGAUAAUUGGUCUAGUGCGGGACGCUUAAUUAAUAUUACAGGUGACUCCGGUACUCAGGUCCUUGGCGAUGAUCGUUAUGUGUGGCAUCAUGGGGAGGACGAGUACAAACCGUGCUUCUCUAGUGUCAAAACGUGGGAGCAGAUUCGAACGCAGCAUCCUACCGUAUCGUGGAGCAAGAUUGUAUGGUUUCCGCAGGCCAUCCCUCGAUUCUCGUUCAUCACAUGGCUGGCACUCAAGGAUAGAAUGUCCACGGGAGCCAGAAGUAGGGCUUGGGGAUGCAUCCAGGCGUGCCUUCUAUGCGGAGAACCGGAUGAGACCAGAGACCAUUUGUUCUUUCCGUGUCCCUACUUUUUCACUGUCUGGACUGAUCUGGUGGGGUACCUCCUAGGGUCUCAUGUGAACCCUGAUUGGUCUAUCACCAUCGCGUCUCUUCAGUCUACUCGUCGUAAGGAGAUCGAGGCUUGUCUCUUGAAGCUUGCUUUCCAGGCCAGGAUAUACAGCUUGUGGAGGGAGAGGAACAGUCGACGGCACCAAGGCCACCCACAAAGUGCUGCUCACAUGGUUCGUAUAAUCGACAAGCUCAUCAAGAAUAGGAUCUCAUCCCUGCGUUACGGGCGCCCAUCUUUCAAUAGUGAUAUGAUGCAGCGCUGGAUGGGACGCACCACGUAG